ACAAUCUUUAUUGUAAUACGUUGUAAGUACUCCAUGGUUACUAGCAAGAUCUAACAAUGCAGGAAUCAUCAAGUGUAAGACUGUCUUGUGAUGUUACCAGUUUGAAUACGUAAAGAUUUUCAUCCAUGUGAUAUGUACACGCUAGCAUGUUUUAUAUACUGGUUCCUGGCUGGUUUUCUGUAUAUUGUGAUUGGCAUACCGUAUGCCAUCCUGAAGCUGUCAAUUUACUGUCUACAAAUAGGAUUCAGUAACGAGUGCAGUGUAUGGUGUCGACUAGUAUCCUUCAUAUUGAUUGAACUUUCCAUUAAUUUGUCGCUAGAACUGGUGAAAGCAGUGUUAAGGGCAUGUGAAGAAGGCCACAAGAUAACCAAAGGUCAUACGUUUGAAGAAGAACAGAACAGACUAAUGGAAAACAGCAAAAUAAGUCAGACAUCGUCAGAAUGGAAACUGAAAUAUGAGUUGGAAGAUAAAGAGUACGGCGAUUUGAAAAAGCAGUUGAAGGUCAUUUUUACACGCCAACAAAAGAGACGACAUGAUAUAAUAUCAAAAUUCAAAAGAAAACGUGAUAGUUUGAAAACUGAACUGGAAAACAAAACCAAACUGUUCUCUGGUGUUAAAUGUAAAACAACAGCCUUGGCUCUGGACACAGAAAAUAUGAUUUUACAGAUACGUAUUGGUCAUGCCAAACUACAACGAUUAAAAGAAGAAAACACAAAACGUAUGGAGCGAUAUGCUGAACUAGCAGAGAAAAUACAAUGGGAUUAUCGACAAUCGAGUCUUGCAGAUCAAGAAAGACCUUUCUUUGAAUUUUCUAAUGACACUUACGAUUAAACUCAAAGUUACUUA
This is a messenger RNA of Mytilus trossulus (common blue mussel), 846 nucleotides long. RefSeq lists its product as uncharacterized. The transcript is spliced from 5 exons. The record is from RefSeq and is a predicted model, not a curated record. NCBI's taxonomy places the organism in Eukaryota, Metazoa, Mollusca, Bivalvia, Mytilida, Mytilidae. Bases 133 to 831 code for a protein of 232 amino acids.